UCGGUCUACACAUCUGAUGAUCGGUCGCAGUCACUCGGUUGAUCAAAUACGCGCAACGGCUUUACCGAAAGAUCAUGAUCUCAAUGGAAAUGUUGCCGAUUCCAGUGCCUACGCACCAGUCGAACAACAGGCCUUACCUAUAGAAGAAGAAGAAGAAGAACGAAUGUUUCCAGACCAGUCACCACAUCACAUGUCCGAAAAGCCACGACCUGUUUCUUGGAGGAGUCUGCCUCGGAAAGACCAACUAUUUAUUCUCACACUGGCUCGAUUAUCCGAACCACUAACACAGACCUCGCUACAGGCCUAUAUGUUUUACCAGCUCCGCUCCUUCGAUCCAGCUGCUCCGGACAGUACCAUAUCAUACCAGGCCGGCAUGCUCCAAGCUGCUUUUACAGGAGCCCAAUUCUGCACAGCCGUGUUCUGGGGUAGAAUGGCCGACUGGGAGCGGAUGGGACGUAAGAGAGUCAUCCUGAUCGGACUCUUAGGCACUGGAGUCGGAGCUCUGGGUUUUGGUUUUAGCAGUAGUUUUGCUGUUGCACUAUUGUGGAGAGCUCUGGGUGGAGCUUAUCCAUUCUGUGCUCGUGAGGUUGACGCAAACGUGGAACUCGAUGCACUCGACGAGGGUGAAUCAGCACUCAACGGCAACAUCGGCGUGAUGAGAACAAUGAUCUCCGAGAUUAUUCGUGACAAGAAAUAUCAAUCGAGAGCCUUUCUUCUACUACCCAUGACUUUCAAUAUCGGUGUAAUCAUAGGACCGAUACUUGGUGGAUUGUUGGCCGACCCUGCAGGGAACUAUCCUGAUUCUUUCGGAUCAAUAGCCUGGUUGAGGAAGUGGCCUUAUGCACUUCCGAACCUCGUCAGCUCUAUGUUUCUAUUCCUCUCAGCAAUGGUCGUGUUGCUUGGGCUCGAAGAGGUAGUCCAUGUGCCAUCAAGAUCAGGCUCCGACUUGUUGCUAACUUGCUCGCAGUCGCAUGAAAUGAUGAGAGACAAGCCAGACCUGGGGCUACGUGUUGGGCGCUGGAUCGCAAGGGUAGUCCUUCGGCUUAACUUUGAUCAGCAGUAUCAGGCGAUAUCUGGUGAUGAGGUGGAUCCUUCGACGAUGGAGAUGCAUUCACCGACCGACGAACCACCCACGCCCAGACUACCCAAGGUCAGGAGGAAGCUACCCUUUUCGCGCAUCUGGACUGCCAAUGUGCUCUUUACGUUUACCGCUCACUUCUUGCUGGCUGGCCAUGUAGGCACCUUCAACAGCCUCUGGUUCGUUUUCUUGUCGACACCAAGAUAUAUUCCCCAUGGUCAGACAAACAAUGGUACAAACCCAAACUCAAGUUUAGGCGUACCUUUGGAUUACAAGCCACAUCCACCCUUUAGCUGGACAGGCGGCCUGGCCCUUCCACCUGCACGAAUUGGUUCUGCGUUGGCCAUCUUGGGCGUCGUCGGUAUAUCCCUACAGUUGUUGCUCUACCCUAGAUUAUCCUUCCGCUUGGGCACAGUGACAUCUUUCCGGUUGUCACUCUGCCUGUUCCCCUUGGCCUACUUCCUGGUACCUUUCCUCUCUCUUGUACCCACUACCUCCACAUCACCUGCAGCAGCCUCUGGGCCGUUGCUCUGGAUCUCUAUUGUCGUUGUGCUCUGUAUCCAAGUCACCGCAAGGACAUUUGCAUUACCUGCGACAGCAAUACUGAUCAACAAUGCCUCACCACAUCCCUCUGUCUUAGGCACGGUACAUGGCCUGGGUCAGAGUGCAAGUUCGGCGGCCCGCACGAUUGGUCCGCUCUUGUUGAGUUAUCUGUACGGUGUUGGACUUCGGCGUGGUGUGGUCGGGCUGUCGUGGUGGUGUAUGGCGUGCUUCGCUGCAGUGGGUGCUGUGGCAGGACUUUUUGUCAAGGAUGGGGAUGGACAUGAGAUCUGGCUAGAAGGAGAGAAAGAGGAAGAAGAACAAAAUGGUGUACCG
This is a messenger RNA of Aureobasidium vineae, 1954 nucleotides long. NCBI's taxonomy places the organism in Eukaryota, Fungi, Ascomycota, Dothideomycetes, Dothideales, Saccotheciaceae. The record is from the annotation of a GenBank genome assembly.